Molecule: messenger RNA, 1014 nt
Organism: Phalaenopsis equestris
Lineage: Eukaryota; Viridiplantae; Streptophyta; Magnoliopsida; Asparagales; Orchidaceae
Product: protein SAWADEE HOMEODOMAIN HOMOLOG 1-like
Molecular function (GO): chromatin binding
Source: RefSeq, a predicted model, not a curated record
AUGAGGCAUAUGGAGAUGUUGUUGCGGGAGGGAAAAGAUUUGCUAGAUCCAAAAUUUCACCAGAAGCUUGCUGAUGAUUUUAAUCGUGCUCCAGGUCGUGUUGAAAAUAAACCCAUACAAAUCCAGCAGGUACGACGGUGGUUCCUAAAUAGGUAUAAGCUUCAUAAAACUGAGGAUGCUACCUCACGAAGUUCUUCAAAAGAAAUGAGUCCCGAUGGCGAGGAAAGCUUGACACUCAAUGUAUCCCAGAGUUCUGAUUUGCCUGAAGAGAAUGGAGAAAAAGUUUCCGAAGAAGUGGAAAUGGAAUUUGAGGCCAGGUCAUCUAGAGAUACGGCGUGGUAUGAUGUCUCCACCUUUCUUGCUCAUAGGGUUCUCAGUUCUGGAGAAGUUGAAGUUCGUGUGAGAUUCAACGGGUUUGGUCCCGAGGAAGAUGAGUGGGUUAAUGUCAGGAAGUCUGUACGUGAGCGCUCAAUACCAAUGGAGUCUUCUGAAUGCUGGAAGGUUAAAGAAGGAGAUAUUGUUCUCUGUUUCCGAGAGAAAGAUGAAGCUGCCAAGUACUUCGAUGCUCAUGUUGUGCAAGUAGAGCGAAAAAUGCAUGAUAUAAGGGGCUGCAGGUGCAUCUUCUUGGUACGAUAUGAUCCUGAUCAGACUGAGGAGAGAGUUCACCUUAGUCGAUUGUGCCGCAGGCCGUGAUAUUGUUUGCAUUGAUGUUAUUGUAGAAUGCAAUUUCGUUUUCUCACCAUAUGAGCUUCAUGCUUGACAAAGAAAACCAUUGAUUUCUUUCUGCAUGUUGCAGAUGUAACUAAUCUGUUCAGGUUGAUUAGGUUGCCAUACUGGAUCAUGCUAUGUAGCAUGCUCUAAUAUUUGUACUUAACCUCAGAAAAUAGCUUCGUCUUCUUUUUUUUUUUCUUUUUUGUUCAAUUUUAUUUUAUGUUUUGGCUUUUUAAUGCCAGGAUGCUAUUGUGCCUAGAACCCUAGGAUGAUAUAGCAGUUUAAAUGUUACUAGUCUUUUUA